AUGGCCUAUGUUGAUUGCCAUGAAAAUUCUGUUACUUCUCCUACCUCCAUCAAUACUGUAAAACUUUUUGGUAUUAACAUUCAAGAAGAAGCUUGUUUGAAUCAAUCUCCAUCACUAUCAGAGUCACAAUUAUCUGAAUCUUUGAAUGCGAGAAAGCUAUAUGAGUGUCAAUAUUGUUGUAGAGAGUUUGCAAAUUCGCAAGCGUUAGGAGGACAUCAGAACGCGCAUAAGAAAGAAAGACAGCUUCUGAAACGUGCUCAAAUGCAAGCUGCUCGAAGCUUUGUACCUUCGAAUUAUCAUAACACAUUCAUGUUUGCACCACCGCAACAUCAUUUUGUGGCUGGUGGUGUCGCGUCGCAUGCACCUUCGUCGUCGUGGCUAUAUACCAUGCAAGGAGCGAGUUCAGGAGAUCGUAGUCAUCAGCAUCAGGCGAGAGUUGGUGGAUUCAACAGAGGUAGCGAUUGUAGUGAAGGAUUUGGUUUAAAUUUGCGUCUUGGUUUGUAA
Molecule: messenger RNA, 504 nt
Organism: Lathyrus sativus (Indian pea)
Lineage: Eukaryota; Viridiplantae; Streptophyta; Magnoliopsida; Fabales; Fabaceae
Source: the annotation of a GenBank genome assembly